CUUUGUUUCUUAACAAACAGAGAAAGAGAGAGACUACAUUUUCUGUUCAUCAACCCUCUAAAUACUUCAUUCAUUCGCAGUGGAGAAAGUGGAAGGGUUUAGGGUUUUGUUUUGAUCGACAUAUCUAUCAUGGAAGAAUCCCAGGAGGCUUUGAACAACAUAGAGAAUGGGAUUAGUAAUUAUAACAAGGGUUUAGGAAAUAAUAAGGAGAUUAACGGAUCAAAGACGCCACAAAACUUGUCAGCUUCGAUUGUACGAAAAAAAUCCGACCCGAUUCUUGUUUCGAAUGUUCGAUUCCAAAUGCUUAGAAAUAUGCUCAACAAUUUGCAUGAGGUUGUUCUUGGCACCAAGCUUGCAGUGCUCUUCCCAGCCAUCCCCCUUGCAAUUCUGGCUGACUUCUAUCACUUUGGGAGACCUUGGAUUUUUGCUUUGAGUUUGCUCGGACUCACCCCACUUGCUGAACGUGUCAGCUUCCUCACUGAGCAAAUUGCUUACUUCACUGGUCCAACAGUUGGAGGACUUCUCAAUGCAACAUGUGGAAAUGCAACAGAGAUGAUCAUAGCAUUCUUUGCUCUUCGCCAAAACAAAAUACAUGUUGUGAAAUACUCCCUUUUGGGUUCCAUUCUCUCAAACCUCCUCCUUGUUCUUGGGACCUCUCUUCUCUUUGGAGGCUUGGCCAACCUGAAAAAAGAACAAAGAUAUGACAGAAAGCAGGCUGAUGUGAAUUCACUACUUUUAUUGCUGGGUUUACUAUGCCACAUGCUGCCACUGAUGUUCCGAUAUGCCUCAGGGUUGGGCAACCCCUUUGCCAUCGACACUCUUCAGUUGUCAAGAACAAGCAGCAUUUUUAUGCUCAUAGCAUAUGUUGCCUAUAUCUUCUUCCAGUUAAAAACCCACCGGCAAUUGUUUGAGUCACAAGAGGAAGAUGAAGAUGAAGACGGAGAAAAAGCCGUGAUAGGGUUUUGGAGUGCAUUCAGUUGGCUGGUUGGUAUGACAAUUAUCAUAGCUCUCUUGUCUGAGUAUGUUGUGGGUACAAUCGAGGCUGCAUCAAAUUCUUGGGGAAUUUCUGUGAACUUCAUCAGCAUUAUUUUGCUACCAAUUGUUGGGAAUGCUGCUGAACAUGCUGGUUCCAUAAUUUUUGCUCUCAAGAACAAGUUGGAUAUAUCUUUGGGAGUUGCUUUAGGUUCUGCAUCCCAAAUUUCUAUGUUUGUGGUCCCUUUAAGUGUGAUUGUUGCAUGGAUAAUGGGCAUCCAAAUGGACCUUGAUUUCAGUCUCCUUGAAACUGGUUCUCUUGCUUUCACUAUAAUCAUCACAGCCUUCACAUUGCAGGAUGGAACUUCACAUUAUAUGAAAGGAGUCAUUCUUUUCCUAUGCUACGUUGUUAUUGCCGCAUGCUUUUUUGUUGACAAAAUUCCCAUGAAUGAGACAAUUGUGGGCAAUUUGGGAACAGUGCAUGAACCAUCCUCUGGAAUCUUGUUUGCUUGAAUAUCAUGGAAUCCCAAAUCAAGAGAUUUUGAUUCAUUUGUUUCCAUUGGUAAUAAAUUCAUAGUGUGGACUCUGCACUUGGACAUGAAGGCGAAGUUUUCCUCUCAGAUGUUUGUAUAUGACUUCUGCUCUCAUGUCUAUUUAAUAAGGUUUUUGCUUCAUUUUGGUUAAACUAGUGGCAAAUUGCAUGAGCUUGAUGUUAAGCAGAGGAAAUGCAGCUGAAUUUUUCAAUUAUAAUAAUAUCAUGGAAAUAAAAAUUCUUUGGAGUUCAACUUCA
Malus domestica (apple) is the source of this 1762-nucleotide messenger RNA. Its product is annotated as vacuolar cation/proton exchanger 3-like. Gene Ontology annotation, cellular component: plant-type vacuole membrane. The record is from RefSeq and is a predicted model, not a curated record. Gene Ontology annotation, biological process: calcium ion transmembrane transport; intracellular calcium ion homeostasis. NCBI's taxonomy places the organism in Eukaryota, Viridiplantae, Streptophyta, Magnoliopsida, Rosales, Rosaceae. Gene Ontology annotation, molecular function: calcium:proton antiporter activity.